Molecule: messenger RNA, 1394 nt
Organism: Mercurialis annua (annual mercury)
Lineage: Eukaryota; Viridiplantae; Streptophyta; Magnoliopsida; Malpighiales; Euphorbiaceae
Product: probable prolyl 4-hydroxylase 10
Exons: 8
Coding region: 155-1036 (293 amino acids)
Biological process (GO): peptidyl-proline hydroxylation to 4-hydroxy-L-proline
Cellular component (GO): endoplasmic reticulum
Molecular function (GO): procollagen-proline 4-dioxygenase activity; iron ion binding; L-ascorbic acid binding
Source: RefSeq, a predicted model, not a curated record
UCUUCUUUAGCUAGAUCUUGAAUUUUUUUAUUCUUCCAUGAUCAGUUUCUGAACAGCAGUAACUCCAAAAUUCAAAAUUAAAAGAAGAAUUCAUUCCUCGAAUUAGGGUUUCAAGAAUUGCAAUCGAAUCCUGAACAAACACGUAAAAAUCAAAAUGGCAAAAGCGAGAUAUUCGCGGUUACCGGGGAGAAAAUCAUCAUCAUCGUCAACGAUGAUACUGACAAUGCUCUUAACCUUCACAUUCGUGAUAUUAAUUCUGUUAGCUCUCGGAAUUCUUUCGAUUCCCGGAACCAAUUCUUCUUCACGUAAAGCUAACGAUCUUAGCUCUAUUGUUCAUACUUCACACCUCAGUUCUGAUGGAGACUAUGAUGAUGAUGGUGGCAAAGGAGAGAGAUGGGCUGAAGUCAUCUCUUGGGAGCCUAGAGCUUUUGUUUAUCAUAAUUUCUUGACCAAAGAGGAAUGCGAGUACCUGAUAAAUCUUGCCAAGCCUAAUAUGCAAAAGUCUACUGUUGUUGAUAAUGAAACUGGAAAAAGUAAAGACAGCAGAGUGCGAACAAGCUCUGGCACUUUCCUUCAAAGAGGUCGUGACAAAAAGAUCAGGGAAAUUGAGCAAAGGAUUGCUGAUUUCGCCUUCAUACCUGUAGAGCAUGGGGAAGGACUUCAGGUUCUUCAUUACGAAAUUGGGCAAAAAUAUGAGCCUCAUUUUGACUACUUCAGUGAUGAGUUCAAUACGAGGAAUGGGGGUCAACGCAUAGCUACUGUUCUUAUGUAUCUCUCAGAUGUUGAAGAAGGGGGUGAGACUGUCUUUCCUGCUGCCAAAGGGAAUUUUAGUGCAGUUCCAUGGUGGAACGAGUUGUCUGAAUGUGGAAAAAAGGGACUUUCUGUUAAACCAAAAAUGGGUGAUGCGUUGCUUUUCUGGAGCAUGAAUCCUGAUGCCUCUCUCGACCCUUCAAGUUUGCACGGUGGUUGUGCUGUGAUUAAAGGGAACAAGUGGUCGGCUACCAAGUGGAUGCGUGUGAAUGAGUACAAAAUCUGAGUUAUGGUCGUAAAGUUAAUUGUAUGAUUAAGCAUCUCAAUUGUAAGCUGCCGCUCCUAAAAGAAAAGGCUAUAAAGCAAAUGUGAGUUCAAAAUCAAUGUGUAAUCUUCUUGUAAACAGCUACACACAUUCCUAGGAAUAAUUUUGACAUUCCACAAUAGCAACUUUGGAGCCUUUUCAUUGAAGUUGAGAUCAAAUUAGUUUCUAUUUAUGGUUACAGCAGAGAUAGAAUAUGAGAACUUGAGUUGCUGCUGAUACAUAUACAUCAUUUGUGAAUGAUUUUGUAACUCGCUCGAUAUUUGUUUUCUUCCCCUAAUAAGUUUCUUUCACCCAGAAAUAAUGUUUCUAGUUACUUGUA